AAAAAACGGGAUAUUGGGAAGGCAAUCUCAAAAUGGUUCAACUUUAAUAGGAUUCCAGCCAACACAGCCCAAGGUCCAUAUUAUCAGAGCAUGAUCUCUUCUAUUCAAAAGUCUGGCACGGGGAUCCAACCUCCAACACCGAAGGAGAUUUACGGCGUGUACUUAGAUGAGGAAGUGGCAGAACUAAAAGAUUGGAUCAAAUCCUUCAAGAGGCAAUAGGACGAAUAUGGGAUGACAUUGAUGUGUGACAGUUGGAUAGGACCAACAAGAAUGAGUAUCAUCAACUUUCUUGUUUAUUGCAAUAGAAAAGUGGUAUUUCAUAAGUCCGUUAAUGCUACUGAAAAGAUCCAAGAUGCAAAAUACAUUGAGAGCUUGAUGGAUACUAUGGUAGAGGAGAUUGGACCACAGUAUGUUGUCCAAAUAAUAACCGACAAUGGAGCGAAUUUCAAAAAGACCGGUUUGCAAUUGAUGGAAAAAAGAAAAACUUUGUUUUGGACUCCAUGUGCAGCUCAUUGCAUAGAUCUAAUGCUGAAGGAUAUUGGUGAGUUGAAUUCGGUCAAGAAUUGCGUAGCUCGAGCACAAUCAAUUACAAAGUUUAUAUAUAAUCAUCAUUGGGUCCACGCAUUAAUGCAAAAGUAUGUAAACAGUGAGAUACUUCGACCUGGAAUUACUCGGUUUGCUACCAAUUUUAUUGCAUUAAAGUCAUUACAGCAAAAAAGGCAUGGCUUGAAGGCAAUGGCUAGCUCACAAGAGUGGUCUGAAUCAAGAUAUUCGAAAUUGAGCGAUGGAAAGAAAACAGAAAAAGCCAUUCUUUCCUCUAGAUUUUGGGAGACUAUAGCAGAAAUCAUUAAAGGUGUGGAACCACUUUAUAUUGUCCUCCGUAAGGUCGAUAUGGACAAGCGUCCACAGAUGUCGUAUCUUAAAUAUAUGCUGAUUUCAGCAAGAGAGGAGGUUAAGAAAGCAUUCAAAGAUGAUUUUAAGGCCGACCAAUACGUACGAAUCAUUGAUCGUCGGACCGAAGUUCAUAUGGAUCAAGAUAUCCAUAAUGCAGGUAAAUUCAUAUUCAGAAUAAUUUAAUUUAUUAUUAUUUAGAUAAUAAAAAAUCAUACUAACAAAAUUAUGUUUUGCAGCGUAUUAUCUAAACCCGGCAAUUCAAUAUCGAUAUGCUCUCGGAACGCAAAAUAAUUUCCUAACGACAUUACAAAAUGUUAUAUAUCGGCUCUUGCCAAACACUACCGAGGCAGCCGAUGCUCUUAUGGAGGGUCGAUUAUUUCGAGAAACAGUUGGUUCAUUCUCCAACGUUGUAGCUGUAUAACAUGCGAUUAAAAUUGCGAUGUGCUGAGUUGGAUAAGGAGCCAGAGGAAUCAUAUAUUGAUCCCAUUGACCUCCAAUUCUACAACGAAGAUUCAGAGCCAAUGUUAGAUUGGAUUGAAGCAGCAGAGAACCAAGAGGAUCCUCUACUUGAUGAGGCGGGAGAUCCUCAGUGUCCUUCACGUUUUAUCACUGAGGCAAUAGAAGAAGAAGAAGAAGCACAACCCCAACGGGUGGAAAAUCCCCCUCGAUUACAACAUGGUAGGAGUCAAACUGCUCGAGGAACUACCGACACCCAACGGUCACACUCGUCCCCCCAACGUGCAAAGGCAAAGGGGAAGGUAGUAGCAUCAGUUGCAUCGUUGGAAAAAAUAGGGUCGGACAACGAGACACCUUCACAAUCACAUUCUCUUUCUCGCUCGGUCCAGAGACAUGACAGCAACACGGACAGCAGUGCCUCAACAGAUGAUGGCGGUGAUGCCGGGCAGUCGUUGGUCUCGUCUACACAACUUGAGAGUAGUGAAUGGACUGAGGAGCAAUAUUUUACACAUGCCACUCAAGAUUCAGAUCAUGGAACUCGACAAGGUACUGGUCAAGUUUAUGCGCGGAAGGGGAAGGGAAAGGUAGUGGAUGAAUAUGAACAAAUACGACAGAGCAUACAUGAUAUAGAUACAAAAAGAGGCUCAUCGUAUUAUGGAGAAUCAUACAGGCAACAACAAUAUGGUGAUAGUUGGUCAUCCUUCUCUGAGCAACAACAUUAUACAGAACAGCACCAAUAUAUGCCUCAAGAGCUGCCUCGGACAAAUAUGAUUCAUGACGAUCAGUCUACGAUCAGCACCACAUUGAUGCAUCAAUGGCACAUAGUGUAUCAAUACACUAUGUCAUAGGAUCAAUUUCAUGAUUGGGUCCAACAAACGUAUCAUAUUGAUAUGUAUCGGAUCGAGGACCCCGAUCCACCACCCAUGGAAGCCCGUCGUUCGUUUUGGUGGUAGAACAACAAUCAGGUAUAUCUAGAUAUGUGAUAAUUUAUUUCAUUUGAAUUUUAGAGUUUAUAUUGUAACAAAAUAGUCUAACAAUUCAAUUGAUUUUUUUGUAGAUAUUUCAAUCUAUAACGGGCUGAAAUAUGAACCUCGAACAAGACUACCUCAAAGCCUGAAAAAGAUAUGUGAUACUAUUUUUACCUAAUUUACAUUGAUUUUGCUAAACUUAUACUAUUACUAUAUUUAUUUGUAACUUGAAAACCCUAUCCUAACUUUUUUUUUCUAAUUUUCAGGUAUUUUGGAGGGAUAAAUCGGUAAAAUCGGGUGUACCGCUCGGUACACCUCGGUAUACCGGUCGAUACACCCGUACCGUACCGUACCGAGCCCAGGUCGAAACUCCGGUACGGUACGGUAUGGCGGACCUUGGUGGACAGUAAGAAGGGUUGGCCCCUUUUUUAUUAUGUGGUGCGCGUAGCAAAAAGAUUGGAGCAGCGAUUUGUGGAGUGUCUUCGCAGCCCCUACUAUGUAGAUUACCGCUAGAGAGGAGGAUAGUUGACCUCCUUCAUCCUCUUCCAUUGAUUUGCAGGAAUUCAAGGAUAUAUGAUCUCCCUAAAAUGAUGUACGUGAUGUUUUGGACCUUACUCUCAGCAUGGAUACAGAUGAAGAGAAGCUGAUAUUACAUGAGAGGGCAGAGGUAGAUGAUUUUGAGUUGAUACCUGGUGGGAGAAAUAUUACGGUUGGUGGGGAAAAUAAACAUGAAUAUGUGACUCAUGUAGCAGAGAAUUGGCGAACGACUGCAAUUAGGCCUCAGAUUAAUGCAUUUAUGGAAAGUUUCAGAAAAAAUGUGCAUGGAAAGCUGCUAUUGUUUUUUUGUCUUACAGACUCACUACGUUCCACCUCCAAUCAGUGGAUGAUUUACGAGCAAACACCGAGUGUUUUGGCUACAACAAUGCAUCCUCCAUCAUCCAAUGGUUCUGGGAAGUUGUUCAGGGUUUCAGCAAGGAGGAUAGUAGAGUUCGAUUCCUGCAAUUUGUCUCUGGCACCUCCAAGGUAUCUUUCUUUAUCUGAAGCCUCCAGCUUUCCGUAGUAGAUCUAUGCCAUAAACUUGAUCUUAUCUGGAGCUGUGAAGUAUAUUGAUUCGUCGAAAUAACUGGGUUUCAUCCAUUUAGAGAUAAAAUCCUUGGCUCUUCUUAACUCGGUUCUCUCUGGCUCGGUGGCAAGCAAGAUUAACUCUUUAUGUCGCUACAUAAACAUAAAAAUGUGAUAAUACGUACAUAUAACA
Messenger RNA from Musa acuminata AAA Group (dessert banana), 3573 nucleotides. Its product is annotated as E3 ubiquitin-protein ligase UPL1-like. The transcript has 4 exons. Lineage: Eukaryota; Viridiplantae; Streptophyta; Magnoliopsida; Zingiberales; Musaceae. The coding region runs from base 2941 to 3378 and encodes 145 amino acids. Gene Ontology annotation, molecular function: ubiquitin-protein transferase activity. The record is from RefSeq and is a predicted model, not a curated record. Gene Ontology annotation, biological process: protein polyubiquitination.